AUGGAUGAACUUCAUGCAAGACUGGCCAGAAACAAUUUGCGGCAGAAGUUGGACAUCGGCAGAAAAGGCGUGGUCAUCACGGGUUGUGAUACAGGAUUUGGUCACAUUCUUGCGAAGCGACUAGAUGACAGAGGGUAUACAGUGUAUGCCGGGGUCCUCAGUAAGGAGAGUCCGGGGGCCAAAGUUUUACAGGCACGUCAGUCGGACCGGCUUCAUGUGAUCAAGCUUGAUGUCACUAAAGAUGACGACGUCAAAAAGGCUCUGGAGUAUGUUAAUGCGAAUGGACAAGGAUUAUGGGCCAUCGUCAACAAUGCUGGAAUGAAUUUUCCUGGUGACGUCGAGUUAGCGACUGUGGAUCAAUACAAGAAAUGUGCCGAGGUUAAUCUAUACGGCAUGAUCCGAGUCAUCAAAACAUUCCUCCCCCUUAUCAGGAAGUCUAAAGGCCGGAUUGUUAACAUGUCUAGCGUAAGGGGUCGGUUUUCCUGGCCCGGUGCGUCCGUGUAUAGUGUUACCAAAUAUGGUAUAGAGACCCUGAGUGACUCCCUCAGACUUGAAAUGAAGAAGUUUGGUGUCAACGUCUCAAUUAUUGAACCUGGACAAUUCAGUGCAGCCACAUCAGUAUUUGGUCCGGAACAGCGGAAACGAUUAAAGAAGGAGAUAGACUACAUGUGGGAACAGGCAUCUGAUGACGUCAGGCAGACCUACGGACGUCCAUACUUUGACGAUAUCUACCAAAUGAUGAAGAAGAACGAUACAAGUAUGAUAGGGACCAUGUCAGCAGAUCCAGUAAUUAACGCUAUAGAGGACUCCCUUAUUAACGUAACACCAAUGGCCCGCUAUAUGAUCGGUGGCUCCUUCUCUGCCCUGGAUAAGCUAGCGAUUCUUGCAAAAGUUUAUAAAAUUCUCCCCGAAUUUAUUUCGGAUUGGAUCGUUGAGAAGAUGACCGGAUGUGGAUCGUUUACCCGUUGA
Pecten maximus is the source of this 969-nucleotide messenger RNA. Its product is annotated as D-beta-hydroxybutyrate dehydrogenase, mitochondrial-like. The coding region runs from base 1 to 969 and encodes 322 amino acids. The record is from RefSeq and is a predicted model, not a curated record. Lineage: Eukaryota; Metazoa; Mollusca; Bivalvia; Pectinida; Pectinidae. Gene Ontology annotation, molecular function: oxidoreductase activity. The transcript has 7 exons.